Messenger RNA from Ricinus communis (castor bean), 1666 nucleotides. Its product is annotated as cytochrome P450 71B10-like. The transcript is spliced from 2 exons. NCBI's taxonomy places the organism in Eukaryota, Viridiplantae, Streptophyta, Magnoliopsida, Malpighiales, Euphorbiaceae. The coding region runs from base 2 to 1567 and encodes 521 amino acids. Gene Ontology annotation, molecular function: oxidoreductase activity, acting on paired donors, with incorporation or reduction of molecular oxygen; iron ion binding; heme binding. The record is from RefSeq and is a predicted model, not a curated record.
AAUGAAAUUUCAAAACCAAAGCCAGAAAGAAAACAUCAAAUUCAUGGCUUCUCUUUGGCUAUUUUCUCUUCUUUUACUCUUCCCUCUAUUCUUCUUCUCCUUGAAAAAGAAACGAGCUAAGACACAUACAAAGAAUCAUCCCCCAGGCCCUCCUAGUCUUCCAUUUAUAGGCAACUUUCACCAACUUGGAGUACUGCCUCAUCAAUCUUUAUGGCAAUACUCUAAAAAAUAUGGUCCUGUCAUGCUUGUAAAAUUUGGUAGUGUUCCUACUGUUAUCAUCUCUUCUGCAGAAGCAGCAAAAGAACUCCUCAAAACUCAUGAUCUCAACAGUUGUAGCAGACCUUAUUUGACUAGUACUGGAAAGCUAUCUUACAACCAUCUUGAUAUAGCUUUUGCACCUUAUGGAGAUUACUGGAGAGAUAUGAGAAAGCUUUGUGUUCUUGAACUCUUUAGUGCUAAAAGAGUGCAAUCUUUUGAAUUCAUUAGAGAAGAAGAGGUGUCUUUGCUAAUUGAUUCCAUUUCUAAAUCUUCUUCUUCUCCAGUAGAUAUGAAGGAGAAAAUUAUGACCCUUACUGCAAAUAUAACAUGUAGAGCAGCUUUCGGCAAAAAUUUCCAUCAAGGAGGACUUGGACAUGAAAGAUUUCAGGAAGUUAUUUAUGAAGGAAUUGCUCUGAUGGGAAGUUUCUUUGCAGCUGAUUAUUUUCCAGGUGUAGGUUGGAUUCUUGAUAGAAUAACUGGCCUCCAUGCAAGACUUGAAAGAAAUUUUGAAGAAUUUGAUACUUUCUAUCAGAAGAUCAUUGAUGAUCACAUUCAAAAAGGAAGAAGAGAUGAGACUCAACAAGAACAAGAUAUAAUUGAUGUUUUGCUUCAAUUGGAGACAUCUCACCGUGAACAGUCUGGAGCUUUCCAAUUUUCCAAAGAUAAUAUUAAGGGUAUUCUCAUGAAUAUCUUUCUAGCUGGAGUAGAAACUGGAGCAUCAGUCUUGGAAUGGACUAUGGCAGAACUUAUUAAAAAUCCUAGAGUGAUGAAGAAAGCACAAGAAGAAGUAAGAAAUUGCAUUGGGUGUGAAAGAAGAGUAUCUGAAAAUAAAAUUGAAAAGCUUGAAUAUUUAAAAAUGGUCCUUAAAGAAGCCUUGAGAUUACACCCACCAGGCCCACUGCUCGCUCCAAGAGAAACUACAUCGCAAUUCAGUAUCAAUGGCUAUGAUAUUUAUCCCAAAACUCGAAUUCAAGUCAAUGUAUCGGCGAUAGGAAGAGAUCCAAGGAUAUGGAAAGAUCCUGAAAACUUUUAUCCUGAGAGAUUUAUAGAUAGUCCUAUUAAUUACAAAGGGAUGAAUUAUGAAUUAUUACCUUUUGGCAGUGGAAGGAGGGGCUGUCCUGGCAUCACCAUGGGAAUGGCCAUUGUAGAAUUAGCACUUGCGAACCUUUUAUUCUGUUUUGAUUGGGAUUUGCCUUGUAAUAUGAAGGUGGAAGAUAUCAACAUGGAAGAAGCAGCCGGUAUGUCUAUUCAUAAGAAAGAACCUUUGUUGCUUCUGCCAAUUGCAUACGAACCCGUGUUAAGAAAUUAAUUAUAUAGUAGCAAGUUAAUUAUUGCUAUUAAGUUUUGCUUUGUACAUUAAUAAUGUAGACUAAAUUAUACCAAUGAUGAUUUAUCUUAUUUGUGAAAA